AGUGCGAGUGUGAGCGGGGCGCGCCAUGGUCGCCUCUCGACCCUCCGGCUGCCCGCCCGAUCGAUAGGCGCCGUCGCGAGCCGCCGCGUCUGUGUCGUAGCGUAGCGUAGCUUACCUUAGCGUACCGUGUGGUGUCGUGCGAGUGCCAGCCGCUGCUGUCCGCUGCUGCAACACGUGUGCCGGCUGCAGCCCAGGCCGCGAAACGAUCGUCUCUCCACCAACUUCUGCGAUCACUCCCGAACAAGAGCUACAUCCACAGUGCAGCAAAAUAAUGAGGGCAGAUCCAUGGCAGCGUCCGGCGGGGGCGCGCAGACGCUGGGCAGCCGUCGCUGAGGACCCGGUCCACUGAGAUCUGCGACAGGAUGUCGAUGACAGGCAGUCUGAUGCCAUUCGAUACGAGCAGCGAGGUCGGCUCUGGCGGCGGAGGAAGCGGAAGCUGUGGAGCUGGGGGCGGCAGCGGCGGCGGGAGCGGCGUCGGAGGCGGCGGGGGCGGCGUGCUCAAGUCGUCGCUGUCGGCGGGCCCGUCGCGCCAGCACGCGGCGCAGGCGGCGUCGUCGACGUCUGCGUCGGCGCCGCUGCUGAAGCGCCGGCGCGACGAGGAGGUGGGCAGGGGCGGCUGCCGGCCGCGCGCCAACGGGCUCUGCAGCAUCUGGUACGGCCUCUGGGCCGGCGCUAUACAGGCCUUCCUCGCCGUUCAGGGGGCGCAGCGCAGCGUGCGCGCGGCGUCGGCGCUGGGCUGGUCGGCGGACGUGCAGGCGCAGGUGGCGCUGUGCGCGCUGGCGGCGCUGCUGCUGCCGCUGCUGGUGGCGGCGGCGUGCUGCCGCGUCGGCAACCUGGCCAACGACGGCGCCAAGCUGGGCCGGCACCUGGGCGCGCGCCCCGACCCCGCGCUCGCCGCGACCUCUCCGCGCCUCUGGUCGCACGGCGGGCCCACCGCGCCCUUCCUGCACCUCGCCUCCGCCUUCUGCCUGCUGCUACCGACGCUGCUGCUCGACGCCCGCCUCCUGCACGAGGGGCUCCUGCCCAGGGAGGCAAUAUGGCACACCGACCUCGACUUUGUCGUUGGCAACCGUGAUAGGUUGGUUGUUCUGAGUUUUCUGAGCACAACUCCAGCAACAACGCCGCUAUCUGUAGUGGAAGGUGGUCCGACAGUGGGAUCCGCCUCGGAUGGCAACAGCAGUGCACCAGCAACUGGUGGUGCACUUCCCACUCCGCAACCACUAACUGCCACCAACAUGACCACGAGUGUACCACCUGCUGCGAGGCUCGCUAUCUCUGGAGACCAGCUGCGUGAACCCGCACUGACCAUCGGGCCAGUGUCCGCAGAGUUCGCCAAUUAUGCUGCCGCUUUAGUAGUCUACGCCGUCCGAUACCCAGCUGUCUUCUGGCACACCAACAAGGCAUUUGGAGCACUCUUCUCACUGCAAUUACUUGCUAAUGGAGUGCAGAGCCUGCUCGCCUAUGCUGGUGUCUGCGUUCUCUACAAGGUGCAGGUAGUCGGUGCUGCAGAAGCACUCCCCAUUCUUGGCAGUAAUGAGUCACCAUUCUUGCUCAAUCCAUUGGUCACAUUGGCGCUCUAUGUACUCUCCAGUGUGCUGGUUCUAGCAUCCAGUCUUGUCCUCUAUCUCUACGGUUAUGGCAGGUUCCUCUCAUUUGUGCAUGCGGAGCAAGAACGGCGGGCUGUGCUGGGACGGCGACCUGCAGCACGUGGCUGGGGGUACUUCACACACUGUGCAGCAUUGUGUGCUCUGCUUGCCAUUGCUGUCUGCAAUGCGCCACUCCUGCAUGAUUACACAGCUGUAUAUCGUGGCAGCCUAGAUGGUGCAGUACUCGCAUGUGUAGUAGGUGGCAUUUCACACCUUCUACUCUGGGUGCUGUUGUGGCUCCUACUCACCAUUAAGCGACGCUGGGCUUUUCGCCUCCGGGUCAGUGUGGCUCGUGCCGAGGUGCGAUCGCCUCGGUCUGUGAGACUUGUGGCUGAUGUAAAGCUGUCAUCCCGUGAUGCGGGCCCUGGUGCACCAUUACUUGUAAUAGGCAAUGGCCGCACCUAUGCUAUUACGGAGAGCUCACCAAAGCGUGCCAUCAUGAGUGUUGUGCACCGUGUUGCUGCUGAGCGAAAGCCAAAGGCUGCACAAAGUAUUGAUGAUAUCAAUGAGGAACAAGUGUACUGGUUGCGGCCAAAACCACCUUCACCAAAGACUUCUCCAGAUUCUGACAGAUUAACGUGGUUGAAUCGCAAAUUAAGCACAAAUACAAAACACAAAGUCACAUUUGAUGAUUCACUUUCAACAUCAAAGAAAGGAAAGUGUCUCUUAGCAAAGUCUCCUAAAACUGGGAGCAAAGGCAAGAAGGGCCCACAGAAUGGAUUGGAGCAAGAGUCAGAAGAUGAUGGUGACUAUGCAACACUGCGAGAACUGCCUCGAGCAGAAAAUGAGGAAAACAAGCUGCUGGAUUCAGCCUCUCGCGAAGACAGCUCCAGUACAUACGGGCUUACUAACAAAGAUCUGACUCCUGGUGACUACGAAGAUCCCAGUCCCUUACUAACACCUGAGCCCCAUGGAGAGCCAAGCAGCUCUCACCCAGUAACGGCUCCUGUCACUGUUUCUGUUCACAACAGCUCAGAACCAAACCAGUUACAGAGUAUGGAAACACCACGCUGUUUACGAAGAGCUGAUUCGGGAAUGCCUCAUGAUGAACUGACACCACGGUCGGAUUCUGUCAGUACUGAAAGUUCUGGAGGUUCACCACCAUGUGGAAAUCAUAGUGAAACAUCAAGUGGAGUGCAUUCAAAUUCCAGUUCAGAAAACCAGCCAGGGAGACGUUCAACAAGUGUUGACGAUCUUCCUGCAUCAGAACAGAAUCCUCGAACACAACCUCCUUGGCGCAGUUUUUCGCUCCAGAGGAAUGUACAGCCACCAACAUCAAAUACAGCAGUUCUCAAUCAAACUUCAGGUAGUGCAGGUGCAGUACCACCAUCUUUUGGAUUUUCUGGUGUAGCUGCCAUGCCUUCUACAAAUGCAGUUAUCGCUACUGAUGCAGGAACAGUGGGGGGAUGUCCUGCAGUCCUCCUUGAAAAUGCUGCAGAGAGCACAGUUGUUAUUCGCCGAAAGCAGGUGAGACCAAAGACAAAUGAUGGGACUCAGUCUCCUGUCCUUAAGGAUGAACCUUUUGGUCGUUCAACAAAUAUGAGAAUGACAUCAUUUACAGACAACCCGGAUGGCUCCAGGCCCGAACAAGAGAACUUCCCAUCAUCAUCAUCUACCUUACCUCACUAUCCAACACAACCUAUACCCGUGGCUGCUGUAUACCCUCACUGUUCAACCAUGCCAUUACCAAGUAGUACAUCUGGAUCGAUUGUUCACAACACUACAAAUACAUCAGGUACUGGCAGCUGUCACAUUUUCCCCAGACAACAUACCACAAUACCCACUCACCACAAUGGUGUCCGUCUAUUCAGUGGGCCAAACCCAUUUGUAAAACGUUUUCCACCAUACCACCACCAAGUUUUAAAUGGACGUCCACCACAUAUCGCACCUCCAUUAGGGCCACUGGUAGCGAUACAGGCAAAUUCAAAGACUUGUGGUGUGGAUCCACAAAACAGUGGAAUAGCUGUACAUCACACAUUUCCUCAGAUCACACCAGUUGUUAAGUACAAUCCUCAGCAGCUUCUUCACAAACAGGAUAGGGAUUCAGCUAAUUUUUCAAUGGCAUCCAGUGGAGAUUCUGAUCAGUAUCUGCCUCAUAACUAAAGUUAAUUAGAGCAAUGGUGUAUUUUCAUCUACAGAAUAAAAGGCCAAAGGAAAAGGCUAGUGGUGUGAAUAUGAAAUGACAUUAGCUGCAUUAGUUAAAUUCAAUAUCCACAUUGUCAAAUGGUAAUGUGGAAACAUUGAAAGCAGUAGUGUGUAAUUUUUGUAAUGAAUUUGUAAGAUAUAUUAACAAAGUCCACCAAAACUUGUUUUAGAGUGAGUAUUAUUGCUUAAUUAAAUAUUACUGAAUUGUAUGAAGUAGACAUACUUUACAUUUUUGUAUUGAAGCUGGAAAUACAAUGAACUCCGUUCAAGUGUUUUGUAAGCACGCAUUUGGUGAUUAGCGCUGUGUUAUUGUUGCUGCUGUUGAUCAUUUGAAGACAGUUAAGUAACUGACUGAUCAACAUGACCAUAUCCUUAUAUAUUUACUUAUAUAUUGUGUAAUUUUUAUGACAGAGCAUAUUUUAUCAAAAUCACUUAAAAUUGUCACUUGUGUAGCAUAUUAGCAGUUCUGAAACACAAUUAAAUCCCCUUACAGGCUUCUAUUUUUUUACUCUGUGUCAAGGUUUUUACAAUCUAUUCAAUUAAAUUUGAGGGCCAUAUAAAAAUUUAUGUAGUACAAGGUUCUCCUCCACAUUUGUAACACCAUAAUUUUAUAUGUCAUAUUGGAUACGAGUGCCAUUUUGGAUUCAGUAUUAAAAGUACAGUAGUAAACUUCAUUAGCUCAUUUUUACCUUUAUAAAUUAUACACAUUUAUAAGUGAAUAGUAAGUGAGUUUGAGUGUUGAAACUAAAGUGCACAAGCAAUGUGUAAUUAUUGACUGCAUUACAGUACCUCAGCAGUACUGAAGACAUACUAAUUUUAAGCUUUCUAGAAGUAUAACCAAGUUUUAAAAUGUUAAAAUAUAAAAAUUUUAAUUUAAAUCGUGAUACGGAUAAGUUAUCUCCUGUUGUAACUGUUGCUGUCCUGUGACACAGUUAUGUUGUUGUAUGUUGUUAACUUGUGAUACAUCUUCAAAUAUUAUCUUUCUACAUAUAUUAAGGUCACUUUUCUAUAUCCUAAAUGUUCCUCCUGUGCAUAACAAAAAAGUCUUGAGCAUUAUUUUGUGACAAGACUUGUUUAACAUCAACAUUCGAGUAUGGCCUAUAAUGUAAUCAUUUAAGUUUAUUCUGGAACCACAAUGGACAAAGUCAUCAAAUAUAUGGAAUAUUGUUGUUUUACCCCCCCAGUAUUAUCUAUUCUAUUGUUAUUUAAAAUGGAAAAAUAUAUAUUUAAACUCUCUUUAUCACUCUGAUUAUAAAUAUUGUGUGGGUAUAUGUGCAAACACUGCUUGCAUUUAUAUCUGAAAUUCAUUCCUUUUGACUCACAGUGUACAUUACAUCUGUUACUGCUGCAUCAACUACUGUUACAUGUACCAUACAGAUAAAUUUUAGGUUUUUAUUAGAGCUGUCAUCAGUGUGAACGUGCUUACUGCAAAAGUUUUAAGAACAGUAAAUGUAAAUAUAGGUGCACAGGUUAUGUAUUUUAUUUACGCAGAACAUAUUUGUUUGAUAUUGUUCAGAUCUAAUAUGCUUUCUAAUAAAUUAAUAUAAUAAUAAAGUGAUGAACAAGCUAUGAAUAGGAAGCAGUAACAUUUUUUUUUUUUUUUUUUUGGGGGGGGGGGGAGUUAGCAUUGUAUUUUUGAAUGGGUAAGCAGUUUACAAAACCAGAAGACAGUAUUGCAAAAAUGACAUUCAGCAAAAAUAUAGCACUGUUGUUUGUUUAUAAGUCAAUGUUUUUCAUAAGUAAUCAAGACAGGGAAAAUAUAUAAAAAGAUUCACUUUUGUAAUGAUCAGGUCAUGGCUUUUUAACAAUGUAAAAUAUUUUGGUAUGUUCGUGGCCUAAAUGUAAUUUUUCUUCUAAGUAAUGUAGUCAAUGCAAACAGUGACAAGUUUUAUGAUAUGUCAGACCAAGCCCAUUUUUUUAGCAUCAGCCUGAUUUAAAUUGCCAGAUGAGUAACGACUUGUAAAUAUCCAUUGAUGGGGAAGUAAUAUAAAUUAGAAACCAGUUUUCAAAGCAGUAGUGAUUUGCAGCUCUAAAGAUGGCAGGGAAAUGUUAUCCUACUAGACAUGCUGAACAUGUCUCAUUUUGUUGCAAAUCAUCUUGUCACCCCAUCUCCUUAAUACUACAAAACCAGAGGUUACGUUUCUUUAUAUUUAAAUCUACUAUAUUUUUAUAAAGAAUUAUUGUCUUUAUAUCCUGUCCUCUACAGCCCAUAAUAGUGAUGGGGCAGUGUUUGUGAGUGCUCUCAGAGUUUCUAGGGCCUACAUUUUCUUUCAAUUGAAGGGCACUUCAAGAUUAACUUCAAGAGAAUAAAAGCAUUAGACUUCCUCUUUUAAGCUGAGUCUGUAACUCUGAUGAUAUCAGUAAGCAAAUGUACUACAAAAUGCAAUGAAAAUUACAUUUAAAAAAAUACAGAUUUUCAAGGAAGGCAACUGAUGUGGAAGUGUACCAUCAAAGAUUCAACAAACACUGGAGUUGGGAGAACCAGUAAAGGAGCUUUCACUGUCAUAACAGACUGAUGGUUUUCCUUGUACAAUCAGAAAUAUUCAAUUGCUUCCAAGCUUUAGUUUCUUAGAGGUGGCCUUGCAGCAAUCAAAAAUAAAUGGAGUACAAGUUGAAAAUUUAGUUUGAAGGUCUAGUCAAAAACUGUGAUGUUCUAAUGAAAUAAAAAGUGGUGAAAUAUGUGCUUUAUGAAGAGAGAUACUGCCUACAAGGCAUAACUGAAAGAUACUUAACAUUUACAGAGCAAGAUACCUCUUUAAAAUGAGUUUCACAGUCUUAAAACAAAUAAAUUAUGUGCAAAUAAUUUUUUUUUGUAAUACUGCCAUAUAAGCAUGAAAUGGAAAUAGCUGUGCCUGUUAUUCACUAAAUGUUUUCAAUUUAAAAUAACUAUCAAUAUAGUUUUACUUUAUUUCAAUCAGGAGUUUAUUCUGUGCAGCUCAAUUUUAUGAAGUGUCAUGCUACAUCUUUCAGAAUAUCACUGGUAUCAUUAUUUAUGAACAUAUCUAAAUCUUAAAAAUGUGAGUGUUUUCAUGUCGGAAAGCUAAAUAUUUAAAUAUGUAUUAAAAUGUAAAUAAUAAGUAUUCUAUGUAUGUACAAAUAUAAUAACUGCAUGAUACUGGAGGGAUUUUAAGAAUAUUGACAGCACAUUUACAAAUAUUUAUACUUCAGCAGUAAAAUAGUCCUUCUCUGCUUAUAAUUGAUGUGAUUACAAAAUAAAUAUGCUUUGGAUGAUAUUUACAAUACUCUGUCACAAUUGUAAAUACCACACUUGCAUGUUGCUAAGAUUGGCAGGUUCACUCCAUGUAACUUGGGCUGCAGCUGUCCCUCUGCAGAAAACAGCUUCUGCUUUGAAAAUACAUUUGAAUAAUAUUCUCAGAUGGAGCUUUUGUAUCAUUAACAAGUAAGCAAAUAUUCUGUAAAGUGUAUUAUUAUUUCACUGGCUUACAUUCCAUAAGCGUUCCAUAUCUUUAUUCUUAAUUUAUGAAACUGACGGCAACAAUACAUGCUGUGAUAUGAAUUAGUUGUCAUCAGUUAUGUCAUCUUUGCUAUGCCUCCACGUGCAAACUCCAUCAAUAAAGAGACUUCAAAAUGACAAUACACAAUAACAGAAAGUUUGGCUGACAAAAGUUACCUUUUCAAAACACUAACAUUUUGCCAGCUUGUUUGAUAAAAGUUUUAUAAUCUUCAGUGUUUCAUGUGUAGGCAUUGUAGAAAAUAAAAAUUAUCAGGGUAUCUGUAUCACAUUAUUUUAUAAUGGAUGUAAUUUUUAUUAUUGAUUUAUUCAGAAGAAGAAUGUGAAAGAUAUUUUUUAAUUUCCUUGCUGAUUGGUAGAAAAUGGUGAAUCAACAUUAAACAAUCUGAAGUAAUCAGUUUGAUCAUCUUCAUCCAUUUAGCACUCAUAUUUCCUUUGUGUAAGUAGGAUACAAAAGCCUAUACAUAACUAGCCAUGAAAAUGUUCCUGCAUUCUCUGAUAUUUAUUUGAAGUAAUAGAAAAUUGUCAAAGUUCUAAAACAUGGUGUAGCAAAUGACUAAAUUUUACAUGAUAAUGAUUGCUUUUGUGAGUUAUAAUGAUGAAUUAAGUCACAGACCUCUGUACCAAGAGUAGGAGCCAUAAGAUUGUUGCCUUAUGUUUUAUGAUGCUGCACUUCUGCCAUUUGUAUAUAGAGAUAUAAAAAAAAACUGCCAUGCCCCACAGAGUAUGUGCUUGUAUAAAGUAAGACUGAUUAGGUUGUAUGUGUGUAAGAUACAAUGUUUUGUAAUUUGUUUUGGCAAAAAGUAAUGAAUGACAGUGUAUUUAUAGAUUGAACUAUUGAUGACUGGAGCCAAAUGUAUGAGUCAGCAUCUGUAACAUAUAAUGUAAGCACUCUUCCCACAUGUAUUCAGUUAUAUUCAUGUGUAUUGACCAUUAAUAAAUGUAACAAAUAGAAUAUAA
This is a messenger RNA of Schistocerca gregaria, 8223 nucleotides long. It is a transcript of the gene tinc, whose product is annotated as protein tincar. Lineage: Eukaryota; Metazoa; Arthropoda; Insecta; Orthoptera; Acrididae. The transcript has 12 exons. The coding region runs from base 363 to 3749 and encodes 1128 amino acids. The record is from RefSeq and is a predicted model, not a curated record.